AUGCGUCCCCUUCAUCUUUUCGUGUGCGGGUGUGCGUCUUUCUCACCUCUCCUACUGCCUCCUCCUCCUCUACCGAGGCCGAGAGAAUACGUAGGGCGAGUGAAGGAUGGUGAGGCUAAGGGAGAGAGCAGCGGAGAGGCAUCCGCAUUCCUUUCUCGUGUACGAGUGGUGACGCGCACACGCCGAGCUGCGAUCGAGUUGGUGUUGCCGCCUCACCCUUCCCCCCUUGUCUUUCAGAACCUUGAAAAUAAGAGAUGAAAUACUGCGUCUAACCGAGGCUCUUCUCCUUCUUUACAUGUAGGCCCCUGAGGACGAGCGACCGCACCGCAGCAUUUGAUCAUAGACUGCGAGGAGAAAAAAGACCCCCCCCCCUCUCAAUAGUUUUGUUGCCUCAACGUAGACAGCGGUAAAGGCGAAAAUGUUGAGGGCUGAGCCAUCAACUACUCUCCACUGUGGUCACCCGCCCUCUGCAGCAUCGGGCGAGCACGCCCACUGGUGGAGAGAAACCACAUUGAUGAGAACACGCCGGUAGCCACGCUGGCAGUCGAGGUGCUAAAGCAGAACGUCCCACUUGGCCUUGCAGUGGUAGCACAAAACCCCAUCAACGUGGUGCUGGCGAUCAUUGUGGGUAAUACGAUCGGAAGCGUGAUGUUUGGCUCGACGAUCCUUGCGGGGGAAGCCUGAUGAAGGCGACCACCCCCGCUCCCUCGGCGAGUCUCUGCAGCGCGCUGGAGACGAUUCUGUCCUGCUGCUAUGGCCGUGAUCAGACCAGUAAACUUUUCGAGGUUUAUGCGCAGCGCAUGGUGCACAUACCCCCUCACCGUUGUCGCCCUUGUCGACCCUGUGUUGGAGUUUUCAGACUCACUGCUGAUCUCCAGUCGGCAAAACGCGCAGGUGACGCACUUCACGGGCCAGUGUUGACGCGUCUCCCUCUUCGAUGUCUACUCGACCACGCUACUGGGGAUGAUGCGGCGCUACUUAGCUGGCGAGUACCUAAGCAUGCAGCUCUCAGUCGACCUUAUCGUUGGCGCUGGUUCUUUGCCGUUUGUACUAUGGAUGUGCAUCAAUGUACUGAGGUUCUCCGGCGCGGCGGUGACGUGGUUACUCCUCAUGGCUUGGACGCCAGUCUCCUUCUUCAUCUACUUCUUCCUGGCGGGUAAGUACAAGACCUGGGGUGGGUGGGUGGGAACAUGGCGCUGAUGAACUGGGGCCCGCUGCUGAAGCUUGCCUUUCCCUCCAUGGCGAUGAUCUUGAGCGAGUGGACGGCACUGGAAGUCAAUCGCAUCAUAGCUGGCUAUGCUUUGAUCGACGAGCUCGACAUCUUUAGCAUACUCUACCAGCUCUCUGGUGUCUUGUGGGGCAUGGCCUCUGGUGUCUUCGUCGAGGCAGCGGAGCUCGUCGGCAACGCGCUUGGCCAAAGGAAACCGCAAUUUGGGCGGCAGUGCGUGCUGAUGUGUCUUGGUCUCAAAGUGACGUUUGUGAUAGUGAACCUUUCUGUGACGCUGUUGCUGCAGAGCUUCAUCUUGACUCUUUUCACCGGCAACACGGAAGGGCGAACGCUGUUCCGCAAGAUGCUCAGUCUCUACGCGCGUUACCACAUCUUCGACUGCAAUCAGAGCUGCAUGA
This is a messenger RNA of Leishmania braziliensis MHOM/BR/75/M2904, 1626 nucleotides long. NCBI's taxonomy places the organism in Eukaryota, Euglenozoa, Kinetoplastea, Trypanosomatida, Trypanosomatidae. The record is from the annotation of a RefSeq genome assembly.